GUAUAAGUUUCCGGUAGAGGAUGAUUUUUUUUUUUUUUUAACGAUGACUAGCGCGCAGGAAGACUCAUGGCAUUCUCCUAACCGCUGUUGGAAGAGAAAUGGAACUUGGAAAAGCAAAGCUUCUCAGGACUGGACUUAAUGCUCUGCAUCAAGCAAUUCACCCUGUUCAUGGCAUUGCUUGGACAGAUGGGAGGCAGGUAGCACUCACUGCCUUAUACAACUCAAAUGGGGAGACCAAAUUUAGUGAUACUAAUGUCAUUGGACAAUUUGAACAUGUUUUGGGACUCUUCUGGGCAGCUGCCUGCUGUAGUGGUGCUCCAGCCCUGCUUGCUGUCCAGCACAAGAAACAUGUUACUGUUUGGCAGCUACAGCUAAGCAAUCUGGAACAGAAUAAACUUCUGUGCACCCAAACUUGUGAAAUGGGGGAGCCUUUUCCUAUUCUUUCUCAAGGCUGUGUGUGGCACCCCAAGAAGGAUGUUCUUGCUGUUCUCACUAAAAGAGAUGCAUCUGUUCUCUACUCAGUCAGGACUGACAACCGCAGGAUGAAAGCCAACAUUAAGGGAAGCGGCUUAAUACACUGUGCUUGCUGGACUAAAGAUGGAACACGUCUUGUGGUGGCAAUAGGGAGCGCUCUUCACUCUUACAUUUGGAAUGAUGUUCAAAAGAGUUUAAAUGCGUGCACCUUUUGUCCAAUCUUUGAUGUUGGAGGAUAUAUCUGUGCCUUAGAAUCAACUUCGGAUGCUCAGAUAGCUGUUGCUACUGAGUUACCUUUAGAUAAAAUUUGUGGUCUCAAUGCUGGUAUUGCUUUUGAUGUUGCAAUUGCAACAGAAACUGGGUCACUGCCACCACAGUCCUCAGUACUUGUUGUGGAUGAGGAAUCCUGUUUCGAUUCUAGACGGAAAUCGAUAGAUUCUGAAAGGUCCUUAGCUAUGAAUUCCAUAGCAUCGUCGUCAUCCUCUGGUCCUUUGGAUUUAACUCAUAUCCUUGCAAACCACAGGAAAUCUGAUCCUAGCCCAUUAAUUCACUUGAAACGUCGAGAUUAUGUUACUGGCAGUGGGCUAGACUCUUCACACUUAAUUCUGGUUACUUUUGAAAGAAAAGUCACAACAACAAGAAAAGUUAGCAUCCCUGGGAUUUUAGUACCUGACAUUAUAGCAUUUGAUCCUCGUGGUCAGACUGUAGCAGUUGCCUCAAACACUUGCAACAUGGUGUUGGUAUAUUCUGUGACUUCUACAGCAAUGCCUAACACACAGCAAAUCCAGUUGCAGAAAAGUGAAAGACCAAAGGGGGUUUGCUUCCUGAAUGAGAAGGUGCUGUUGCUCUUAGUGGGGAAACAAAAGUCAAAUGACCCUGCUUUCCUUCCUGCUUCAAACACAGAUAAGUACAUCAUUCGUUUGAUGGUCAAAGAGCUCAUAUAUGAUGAUGAUUCUUGUUUCUCAACAGGCAAUACUCAGACUCCACCACCUUGUUCUGAAAAUAGCCCAGGUAUUCCAGGCAUAAAAAGAUUUUUUGAAAGCCUGUCGAAAGAAGAUAGAGCAUCAGGAAAAGAGCUGCUAUUACCAGGUAGCCCAGUCAUACAGUCCCCCAGUGGGAGAAGGAAGCUUAUUGAAGAAGUAAAGAGUGGUGAGCAAAGCCCAGUGCCUAAUAUGAGUGAUUUUACAGAGAGAGCCACUUCCAGUGAGUCUUCACUGGCUAUUGAAAAUUUUGAUUCUGAGCCUGUAAAUCGGUCUACAUCCUUAAGUGUCAUGGGUUUCCCAAGCAGGGAAUCUUCCCGAUCAAAUUCUCCUGCUGUUCUUACAAGUUUACCCACAACUAAUAAUCAGUUGAAGGAAAGAACAGGAGAUCAGCUGUCACAGAAUUUGGAUAGACUCUUUGCCAGAUUUUCUGAGAUGCAGCAGUGUCUUUCUGAGAUUACAGAUUAUACUCGCAAUGGGAAGAAGUUGCUGGGAAACUAUCCGUCAUAUUCAGAGGCUCCAUUUGUCAAUAUCACCUGCCAGAAACAACUCUCUGAGAAUGUGUUCAUUGAUGAGAGAAGACCAGUUCUUCUCUGUGAAGGAAAGUUGUGUCUUCGAGUCAUACAGGAGCUUUUCAACCUCAGUAUUGUGGAAAUGCAACAUGGUCACCUUUGGAUUGUUCUAGUUUCUGAUGGUGAAGGGUUUGUCCCAUUAACAUUCAAGCCCAAGGAUGAAAUCACCAUUCGUAAUGGAAAAGCAAAAAAUGCACAUUUCUCUUCAUACGCACAAGGGGAAAAAACUUCAAAUCAUUAUUGUCAAAGGAGGCUGAAAAAUGAUGUGCUCCUUCCAAUAGCCAACUGACAUUUUAUAGAACUUUCUAAACAUCCAUUUUGGCCAGUUCACUGACUCCCAUUGAUUAAGACUUGGUGGUGGUCAUAGAAAAUGUAUAUUUUAUUAAAAAUAUU
Molecule: messenger RNA, 2419 nt
Organism: Polypterus senegalus (gray bichir)
Lineage: Eukaryota; Metazoa; Chordata; Cladistia; Polypteriformes; Polypteridae
Product: WD repeat and coiled coil containing
Exons: 5
Coding region: 99-2315 (738 amino acids)
Molecular function (GO): kinase binding
Source: RefSeq, a predicted model, not a curated record